UCAUUUUUCCCCCUAAUGUUUUCAUUUUUUAUUUAUUUUUUAACAUAUAGUUGUAAUUGAUGAAGUAUCUACUACAUUAAUCUAUUAUUAUUAUUAUUAUUUUAUUUUUUUACUACGUUAGUUCCGUUUCUUCAUCUUCCAAAACACACUCCCACGCUUCUCUCAACCCUCUUUGCCCUAGAUCCAUGCCUUCAACCCCUUCCAUCUUUUCUUAACUUUCAAUACUACUCUUUUUGCUUCACCCAAAACCCUAUUCAGCUCAAUAUUCAUCUCACAAAUCCUUCAAAUUCCCACUCUUACUAGGUUCUCUGGAGGAUCUGGCUGUUGUAAAUUUGGAAUCUUUGGUAUCUUCUUCAUUAGUUAUUUCGCUUGGUUAAUUUGUUAUACUGUUCAAUUAACUCUCAUUUCAAGUUGUUAUGGUUUUUUUGCUUCAAGUGGGUAGAGUAAAGUAAUUAUUUUUUAGAUUUAUGCGGUUUGAUUUGUUGAAUUUGAGGGUUUUACUGUUGGUUAGGUUGUAAAUCUUAUUGGAUUUUUAGAGAUGGGUUUUGUCUUUUUGUUUGUUGAUUUGUGACCAAAUUUGAGAUUGGGUGAUGAAUACUUGGUUGCUAUUGUAGCUAAUAUUCUGUACUUUAUUUAUUUAUUUAUUUGUGAUGGGACAUUUAAGAAGAGUUUUUGUUGAUUUUGGUGAUUAUAAUACUUAUGAGUAUUGAAGAAGAGUAUUAUAGGAUAAGAUAUUGGAAAUGUUAUUGAGGGGUGAACUUUGAUAUUGGAGUUUGGUUGUGGGAAUUGGUGGUUUUACUUUGUUGGGCAUAAUGGGUUGCAUGUGUUGCAAGCCAUCUGCAAUUGAGGACAGUAAGGAGAGUCCAAGGGAGCGUUUAUCGAACAAGGCGGUGCUGGAAUCUCGUGUGUCUAGAGGAGCUUCGUCGAGGAGGGAGGAAUUAGCGUAUAGGGUGAAGGAUAGAUGUGAUAACAACAAUGAUGCGAGGACGGCGUUGAUUGAUAAGCAAGGGCAAGGGAAUGGCUCUGUUAGAGUGCAUGGUGAUAAUUUUGAGAGGAAGAGGGAGAAAAUGGAGUAUGUUGUUGCUCAACAUCCGGGGCUUGGUAGUGUUCCUAAGGCUAUGGAAGGGGAGCAUGUUGCCGCUGGUUGGCCGUCAUGGUUGGCAGCAGUUGCUGGAGAAGCAAUCAAGGGAUGGCUGCCACGACGUGCAGAUUCUUUUGAGAAAUUGGAUAAAAUUGGCCAGGGAACUUACAGUAAUGUUUAUAGAGCUCGUGAUCUUGAACAACGAAAGAUCGUUGCUUUGAAAAAAGUGAGGUUUGAUAAUCUUGAGCCUGAGAGUGUUCGUUUCAUGGCAAGGGAAAUUCACAUUCUACGUAGGCUUGAUCAUCCAAAUGUCAUAAAACUUGAAGGCUUGGUUACAUCAAGGAUGUCGUGCAGCUUAUACCUUGUUUUUGAGUACAUGGAGCAUGACUUGGCCGGGCUUGCAUCGCAUCCUGGACUGAAGUUUACUGAAGCACAGGUUAAAUGUUACAUGCAGCAACUUUUACGUGGACUUGAUCACUGCCACAGCCGUGGUGUACUGCAUCGUGACAUUAAGGGUUCCAAUCUUUUGAUUGACAACAAUGGAGUAUUGAAAAUUGCAGACUUUGGUUUGGCAAGCUUUUUUGAUCCCAAUCAAACUCAGCCACUGACAAGCCGAGUUGUCACUCUCUGGUAUAGGCCCCCCGAGCUUUUACUUGGAGCUACUUACUAUGGCACUGCUGUAGAUUUAUGGAGUACAGGUUGCAUACUUGCCGAGCUGUAUGCUGGCAAGCCUAUAAUGCCUGGUAGAACUGAGGUGGAGCAGUUGCAUAAAAUUUUUAAACUUUGUGGUUCGCCUUCCGAGGACUAUUGGAGAAAAUCAAAAUUGCCUCAUGCAACAAUAUUUAAGCCUCAACAACCCUAUAGGCGUUGUGUUGGUGAAACAUUCAAGGACUUUCCUGCACCUGCAAUAGAACUGAUAGAGACACUUUUGUCCAUAGACCCCGCUGAUCGUGGAACUUCAGCAUCUGCUUUGAUAAGUGAGUUCUUCUCAAUAAAGCCUCUACCAUGUGAUCCUUCAAGCUUGCCAAAGUAUCCUCCUAGCAAAGAAUUUGACGCCAAAGUACGGGACGAAGAAGCUAGAAGACAAGGGGCAGCAGGAAGCAAGGGUCAGAGACAUGACCCCGAGAGAAGAGGAGUCCGAGAAUCUCGAGCUAUUCCUGCACCUGAUGCCAAUGCUGAACUGGUCUUGUCAAUGCAGAAGAGACAAGGUCAGAACUUUUCUCAAAGCAGGAGCGAGAAGUUUAACCCUCAUCCUGAAGAAGCUGCUUCUGGUUUUCCCAUUGAACCCCCUAGACCAUCACAAGCUGCAGAAGUAAGCGUUGAUCCUCAGGCAAAUCAACAUAAAAGAGCCUCCCAUUCAGGUCCACUGACUCACCGUGCUGCAUGGGCAAAAGCUGGGAAGAACCACGAUGACGCUCCAAAGAUUUCAAUGGGUGGUGGUGACUUAUCUACAAUCUCGGGCUUAGUUGCCGCCAGGAGGAGUAUGCUGUCUGAUGAUCGAAGAGAAUGUUCUGGGUCGUCACAAGUCGAGGCUCCAAAACUAAUUACCAGGUUUCCAGGUUCCUUCAAGGAGGCCUCUGAAUCAUUGACGCAACAAAAUCAGAAGCAUCAUGUUCAUGCUUCUCAAAAGGAAGAAGGGAAAGGCAGCAACAAAGACCCUAAUCUUGUUGGUUAUGGAUCAAAGGGCUAUAAAAUUCAUUAUUCUGGUCCAUUGCUUGUUCCAUCAAGCAACAUGGAUCAAAUGUUGAAAGACCAUGACCGCCAAAUUCAGGAGGCGGUCAGAAGAGCACGUCUCGACAAGGCAAAAAUGCGAAGACUCCAAGCUGAGGGGAACCAGAUAAGCAAUUCAUUAUUUGUUUCUGGCCGCUGAUUUGUAGAGCCUGAUGCGGCAAAAAGCAUCCUCAUUAAGAUUAAGAAUACAUUUUUAUUUUUCUCUUUUGCCUUGUAAUUAUUCCUUAGAUCAAUGCUAUCCCCUGGCCAUGUUAGGUAUCUCUAUUAAUGUUCUUUCCACUUACAGAUGCAAUUUAUAUGGCCUCCUGUAAAGCUUUAACAACCUUGAGCUGCAGAAUAUUGGGGGACAAUGUGUCUUCCUUAUGUUUAACUUAUGAUAAAGCAAUUAAUUAUUAUUAUUAUUGGGAAGAUGGCUAA
This is a messenger RNA of Cicer arietinum (chickpea), 3229 nucleotides long. Its product is annotated as probable serine/threonine-protein kinase At1g54610. Gene Ontology annotation, biological process: positive regulation of transcription elongation by RNA polymerase II; protein phosphorylation. The record is from RefSeq and is a predicted model, not a curated record. Gene Ontology annotation, molecular function: ATP binding; RNA polymerase II CTD heptapeptide repeat kinase activity. Gene Ontology annotation, cellular component: cyclin-dependent protein kinase holoenzyme complex; nucleus. NCBI's taxonomy places the organism in Eukaryota, Viridiplantae, Streptophyta, Magnoliopsida, Fabales, Fabaceae.